This is a messenger RNA of Rhododendron vialii, 1334 nucleotides long. RefSeq lists its product as uncharacterized. The transcript has 3 exons. NCBI's taxonomy places the organism in Eukaryota, Viridiplantae, Streptophyta, Magnoliopsida, Ericales, Ericaceae. The record is from RefSeq and is a predicted model, not a curated record. The coding region runs from base 299 to 937 and encodes 212 amino acids.
UCCACAUUUAUUGGAUGAGACCCACGUGCAUCCAACGGUUGAGGACAAAACAGUAAUUCAGUAACUCAUUCGCACUAUAAAAUGCCUUUCGAUUUUCGACGCCUCUCCGUUCCGAAUCCCGUUUAUUUGUCCCACCGGCGACGGAGGUGCUGGUUCGUCAAGGCGUCGCCGGAGAUCUCUCCUUCUUUGCUCCGAUCAGUGAGUCUCUCUCUGCAAAGGGACAGUGUAGGUGGAUCCUAGUGUUUGGUGGCAAAGGGAUCAGUAAAGAAACUAUAUGGGUCCCAGAUGAGCAAACCUGAUGUUAUUGGCAGUGGAAGGAGGAGGGUUUUUCUCUUCUUCAGCUUCUGGUUAUAGCACAGGCCUGACCCUUCUUCUCUUUGGUCAGAAGAGUGAAGAAAAACCCAUGAGAGUUUCUCCUUGGAAUCAAUACCAGUUGGUGGACCAAGAAUCUAACCCUGAUCUCCAGCUGGCGUCUAGGAAAGACCGGCUUGUCCGCGGUUGCUCCUCAUUUGUCUGCUUUGGUUGCACCGCUACAGGACUUGAGAGCCCAUUUCCUCUGAAAGUAGGCCCUACAAAGCAGCCUGGGCCUCAUGUUUCUGAUGAGGGGCCUCAUGUUUCUGAUGAGGGCCAUGAUCACAGCCGUCCCACUGAUCCUGUGGAUGGUGACAGCGACAAAAAGAAGCUGGGUAUUAGAAGUAGCUUGAAGAAGGGUACAAGUCCUGUUCCAGUUUCUGGUGGGGUUGUUAAUGAACCUGAGGCAUCAUGUGUAAAGGGAAGCCAUGACCCUGGUCUUUUGGAGAGGAGGAAAGUGAAGUGGACGGAUAUUUCUGGUGGAGAGCUUGCGGAAAUCCGGGAAUUUGAGUUCAGUGAUACAGGUGGAUCGGAUGAUGAAUUUGACAAUGGGAAUGGACGGAGCUGUUCGUGCAAAAUUAUGUAAUUUUGGUUUUCACAAGACCAGGUUCUACUACUACUAGAGGGCCAUCAAUGAGGUAAUAUGGUUGAGUUUUCAAUUAGGAGAUUGCUUCAUUUCUCCAUGUUUUGCUGACAUUUGGAUGAGUGAAAGGAGGGAUUUCCGAGUUCAUAAGCCAUACGACAGCAAGAUUUCCAUGGACCAUGAUAAGAUUUCUACCAUGGGCUGGCUUUAUUCAGAAUGACCAGCUAUCUCUAUACUCCAUCUCCAGAUAUUUUCAAUUUUGCCAAUCUGUUCUUUCCAUGUUUUUCUUUCCUUGUCUGUGUUGUUACACAGUGACUAUGAUUGGCCUGUGUUUGAUCGUAACAAACAUGCUACUACUAUUUUUUAGUUUGAUAAUUUGAUUGUUUUGUACAUGGGUUUU